AUGUAUCACACCAGGUCCUCCUCAAAACCAUCGAUAAUCUCUCAGGAGAUCGAAUCGAUCUCAUUGCAUAACCCUAUUCCACUGCAUCUACGAAUAUACGGACUACCCAUCUUAUCGUUCUAUCCAUUACUGUAUUACACCUAUUAUCACAAAUACGACGAAUGGGUGGUAUCGGAAGAAUGGACUUUCAUUUACUGUGUAUUACUCUUUGCCGGUCACGCUUUGAGUUUCUUAAUUACUGCUUGGUCGAGUGGAUUCAACGCUAGAAUCAGUUAUACUACUGCAAAUUCAUUGAAAGACGCUUCGAAGGUCAGAGUGAUUCCUAAUAAAGGUAGAGGUAAAGGUGAAAUUGUUCCAUUGGAUAGUAAAUUGGCUCCAGGAGCUUCUGAACCUACCUAUUCGUUCAUCUAUCAAAGGGAUACCUAUGUUUACGAUGCAUCAACCAACACAUUCACACCCAUUCCAUACCCUUGCGACUCCUCGCCACCCUUAUCGACUUUCCAAUCCUCCAAAGGAAUCUUGACUCACCCAUCGAACAAAUCGUCCGCACCGAACUUAGAAGUACUAAAAUCAACCUACGGACCCAACGAAUGUCAUAUUCCCAUCCCCAAAUUCACCGAACUCUUCGCUGAACAUGCCGUAGCUCCAUUCUUCGUUUUCCAGAUCUUCUGUGUGGCUUUAUGGUGUUUAGAUGAAUAUUGGUAUUACUCCUUGUUUACCGCUUUCAUGUUGGUCGUUUUUGAAUGUACCGUCGUAUUCCAGCGAGUAAGAACCUUGACCGAAUUUAGAACGAUGAGUAUCACGCCGUACCACGUUCAGACUUUCAGAGAUGGCAAAUGGGUGGAUGUGAUCAGUUCUGAGCUUGUCCCAGGAGAUCUCGUUAGCAUAUUGCGAACCAAACCUGAUUCCGGUAUCCCAUGCGAUCUGCUCUUACUACGUGGAACAUGCAUCGUCAACGAAGCUAUGCUUUCUGGAGAAUCCACACCAUUGUUGAAAGAAAGUGUCGAGCUUCGUGAAGGAUCAGAUAGGCUGGAUAUGAAUGGAGCAGAUAGGAAUAGCGUUUUGUUUUCUGGUACCAAGGCAUUGCAAGUUGAGAAAGCCGGUGAAGGCGGUUUAACCACACCCGAUGGAGGAUGUCUCGCUGUUGUCCUUCGAACUGGUUUCGGUACUACUCAAGGUCAAUUGGUUAGAACCAUGAUUUUCUCUACUGAACGAGUCUCGGCAAACACCUUCGAAGCGUUUUUAUUCAUUGGAUUCUUACUUAUCUUCGCUAUCGCUGCUAGUGCAUACGUAUGGAUCAAAGGACUCGAAAGGGGAAUGGCCAAAGGUAAACUCCUGUUGGAUUGUGUUUUGAUCAUCACCUCCGUCGUACCUCCCGAGCUGCCUAUGGAAUUGUCACUCGCUGUCAAUGCAUCGCUCGUUGCCCUUCAGAAAUACGCCAUCUUCUGUACUGAACCGUUCAGAAUCCCCUUUGCUGGUCGAGUCGACGUAUGUUGUUUCGACAAGACUGGUACAAUCACUGGAGAGAACUUGGUCGUAGAGGGUAUAGCCGGUAUCGAAUCUUCCGAUCCUAAGAAGCUUGUUCCCGUAACUGAGACCGGCAAGAACACUACCCUUACCCUUGCUGCCGCUCAUGCCUUGGUUUUACUGGAAGAUGGAACAAUUGUUGGGGAUCCCAUGGAAAAGACCACUCUGUCGGCACUUGAUUGGAAACUUUCCAAAGGCGACAACAUCUCACCCAACUCUAAAGAGGCACCUCACAAGCAUCAAAUCAAUAUACGAAGACGAUACCAAUUCUCCUCUGCGCUCAAGAGAAUGUCAACUAUCUCUGCCAUCUCCGAUGCCCAUGGUAGAAAAUGGAUCGCGGCUGUCAAAGGUGCACCUGAGACUUUGAAGGGGAUGUAUACCUCCGUUCCUGAAUAUUACGAGGAGACUUAUCGAUGGUACACCCGAAGAGGAAGUCGAGUCUUGGCUUUGGGUAUCAAGGAGAUGAACAUUAGGCCCGAACAGAUCAAUACCAUUCAGAGAGAUGAAGUAGAAUCCAAAUUGACUUUCGCUGGGUUCCUCGUCUUCCACUGUCCACUCAAACCUGAUGCUGUCGAAACUCUCAAGAUGCUCAACGAUUCUUCUCAUAGGUGUAUCAUGAUUACUGGUGACAACCCCUUGACUGCUGUUCACGUUGCCAAGGAUGUCGAAAUCGUAGACCGAGAGACCAUGAUCCUGGAUUUGAAGGAAGGUACAACCUCCGAUGAACUCGUAUGGAAGAACGUCGAUGAAACCAUUGUCAUCCCCGUCAAGGCAUCUGAACCAUUCGAUCAGAAAUUGUUCGACCAAUAUGAUAUCUGUAUAACCGGAGCUGCUUUGAAGCAGUACGAAAACCUCCCAUCCUGGCAUCAACUAUGUAAACACACAUGGGUGUAUGCCAGAGUAUCGCCCUCGCAAAAAGAAUUCAUCUUAUCUACACUUAGAGAUUUGGGAUAUAUCACUCUUAUGGCUGGAGAUGGAACUAAUGAUGUGGGAGCUUUGAAACAAGCUCAUAUCGGAGUUGCAUUAUUGGAUGGAUCGCCUGAAGAUCUCAAAGCUAUUGCUGAGCAUCAAAAGAUGGAAAGGAUGAAGAAAGUAUACGAACAACAAGUCAAAAUUUCAGCAAGAUUCAAUCAACCUCCUCCACCACCGCCACCAGCACUUAGAGAUGCUUAUCCAGAAUUGGUAAAGACUCAACAGGAAGUGGCGGAGAAACAUCAGGGAGCGAGAAAACAGAAUCCUAUGGAGAAGUUCGACAUGGCCACCAUCACUGCGAAAUUAUCCGAAUUGGACGAAGAUCAAGAUGUUCCUCAGAUAAAAUUAGGUGAUGCCUCCUGCGCUGCCCCAUUCACAUCGAAACUUUCAAACGUAUCUGCAAUCACCAAUAUCAUCCGACAAGGUCGAUGUACCCUCGUAGCUACCAUUCAGAUGUACAAGAUCUUGGCUUUGAAUUGUCUCAUCACGGCGUACUCGUUGAGUGUACAAUAUUUGGAUGGAAUCAAAUUUGGUGAUUAUCAAGUUACGAUCACGGGGAUGUUGAUGAGUGUUUGUUUCCUUUGUAUCUCAAGGGCCAAGCCUGUGGAGAAACUAUCCAAGGAAAGACCUUUGGGCAACAUAUUCAACUUUUACGUACUUCUCUCAGUGUUAUUGCAAUUCGCUAUUCAUAUCGUUGCUUUGGUCUACAUUACUGGAUUAUCAAAAUCUUUAGAAGAUCGUGGAGAAGUAGAUUUGGAAAAGAAGUUUGAACCUACUUUACUCAACACUGCGAUCUACCUUCUUGGUCUAUCUCAACAAGUUUCGACGUUCGUGUUGAAUUUCCAAGGCAGACCUUUCAGAGAGGGAAUAAGGGAGAACCCACCUCUCUAUUGGGGGUUAUUGGGUGUAUCGGCUGUGGCUUAUAGUGGUGCGACGGAUUUCGUACCUGAGUUGAACAGGUGGUUACAACUUGUGGAAAUGAGCUCAUCCUUCAAAUUCAAGUUGACCACUUCGAUGAUACUUGACUUCGUCGGUUGUUGGGCGAUUGAGAAAUCAUGUAAAUCCUUGUUUGCUAAUCUCGAACCUGCCGAGUUGGUUACUAGAGGUAGAGAACGAAGGGAGAAGAGGAGAGUGGAGGAGGAGAGAUUGAAAGCUAUAACGGAUGCUGAGAAGAAGGAGCAGUAA
This is a messenger RNA of Kwoniella botswanensis, 3684 nucleotides long. RefSeq lists its product as uncharacterized. Gene Ontology annotation, biological process: intracellular calcium ion homeostasis; transmembrane transport. Gene Ontology annotation, cellular component: endoplasmic reticulum membrane. NCBI's taxonomy places the organism in Eukaryota, Fungi, Basidiomycota, Tremellomycetes, Tremellales, Cryptococcaceae. Bases 1 to 3684 code for a protein of 1227 amino acids. Gene Ontology annotation, molecular function: ATP hydrolysis activity; ATPase-coupled monoatomic cation transmembrane transporter activity; P-type ion transporter activity. The transcript is spliced from 19 exons. The record is from RefSeq and is a predicted model, not a curated record.